AUGCACAAGCGUCACAUAGUGUAUCGUGAUCUGAAGCCAGCGAAUAUCUUGUUGGAUGAGCACGGUCAUGUCAGGAUAUCGGAUCUGGGGCUCGCAUGUGACUUCUCAAAGAAAAAACCUCACGCCAGCGUUGGUACACAUGGAUACAUGGCCCCAGAAGUUCUCUCAAAGGGCACUGGUUAUGAUUCAUCAGCUGAUUGGUUCAGUUUCGGCUGCAUGCUGUACAAGCUGCUCAAAGGUCAUUCACCCUUCCGCCAGCACAAGACCAAGGAUAAACACGAAAUAGACAGGAUGACACUCACUAUGAAUGUGGAGCUGCCGGAAUCAUUCAGUCCUAGUCUGAAAAGUUUAUUAGAAGGUCUACUGCAGCGGGAUAUCAAUAAACGUCUCGGUUGUAAAGGAAGGGGCGCUGAUGAAGUAAAGGAGCACGUUUUCUUCGCUGGUAUCGACUGGCAGCAGGUGUACCAUCAGAAGUACACUCCUCCUCUCAUACCGCCGCGGGGAGAGGUGAACGCAGCAGACGCCUUCGACAUUGGCAGCUUCGACGAGGAAGACACCAAGGGCAUCAAGCUAACAGAAGCUGAUCAAGCACAAUACAAGGAUUUCCCUCUCGUUAUAUCCGAACGCUGGCAGUCCGAGGUAGCCGAGACUGUGUUCGAAACUAUCAAUCAGGAGGCAGACAAAAUGGAAAUGAAGAAGAAAUCCAAGCAGAAGCAAAAGUUUGAUGCCGACGAAAAAGAAUCAGACUGUAUUCUCCACGGCUAUAUAAAGAAACUAGGUGGGCCAUUCGCCAGCGCCUGGCAGACGAGAUACGCUAAGUUGUAUCCGAAUCGUCUUGAGCUACAUUUGGAGAACAGCGCGAAACCUGAAAUGAUACUCUUGGAUACAGUGGAGGAAGUUUCCUCAGAUUUUGUGUCCAUUAAAAGCGAACAGUGCAUCGUUCUACGGACUAGGAACGAUACUAAAAUUGUACUCACUAAUACUGAUGAAAUAGGUCUUAAAGAAUGGGCGUUGUCUCUGAGGUCGGCUCACAAGUGUUCCCAAGAACUUUUAGCGUCUAUGGCGAAGAAGGCCGGCAAGAUAUACGGAACGGAUGGCGCCAAAGAAUCUAUUGCCUUAGGAAGACCGCUUCCGGCCGCCUCGCCCGCGCUAACACGAGCUCCAAACGGAAGUAACUAG
Danaus chrysippus (African queen) is the source of this 1179-nucleotide messenger RNA. The record is from the annotation of a GenBank genome assembly. NCBI's taxonomy places the organism in Eukaryota, Metazoa, Arthropoda, Insecta, Lepidoptera, Nymphalidae.